Molecule: messenger RNA, 1026 nt
Organism: Aspergillus niger
Lineage: Eukaryota; Fungi; Ascomycota; Eurotiomycetes; Eurotiales; Aspergillaceae
Exons: 8
Coding region: 1-1026 (341 amino acids)
Source: RefSeq, a predicted model, not a curated record
AUGCCGGUCCAGUUACAAAAGAAGAAGAAGUUCGGGGGAGACGAGAAUCUAGAAAAAGUUAAGUCCGUAGAGCUGGUGAGGAGAACGGAUCAGCGAGGGGGAGAGAGGCAGACAGCAAGGUGGAGGAAAGCAGACUAUUCGUGGGGGAACAGUAGAACGCACCUUUGUGUCUUUGAGAUAGAGAUCUGGAAAGAAGCCGGGGGCGGAUUGAGAGUCGAGGUCGAAAACAAGAACGCUAGACGAUCCAGAGUCGAGAUCAGAAGAUCGAAAGGAUCGAGAGUUCCUGGCAGGAAAGCUUCCAGAGAGGUCAGAUUUGACCCGACUAUCUCCAGUUAUCCCAAGAUUCCCCCAAACCUGGAGUUUGAUGGUGCAUUUCCGGGACGGUGCGUGGCCAUAACAUCCCCAGACAAACCUACGACGGGCUACUGCCACGCCGAGACCGUCACUGGUGGUUUGGCCGCAAACGCUUUGGUUUCUCUCGACGUCUUCCACUCCCCUGCCUUCUCUUUCCUUCGUAUACCAUUGCAGAAAGACAGUGACCUCCAUCCGUACCGUACCCCAACCUCCACGCCGCAGCCUGAGGCACGUAUCCCAUCGCAGCUUUACUCAACAUCAACACAACAAUACAAUCCUCGAUCUGCAACAAUCCGAUUUGCUUGCAGUGCUGGAGACAGACAUGUUUGCGCGGCCUUCGGCUUCUCAUACCACCUUCCAUCCGGGAUCUACAUGGAUGAUGCCUGUGGUUUGGUUCUAUUCCCAAUUCAGGUGGACUGCAGUUGCGCGAACACAUACUCUGUAGGGGUAGAGCCGUUGCGCAUUCCAGACGAACGCGAACAAUCUCCCGCAGUUUACCAUUCCUCCAGACAGAAUGCUGAUCUGUCAACUGCCAUUCACGGCGCUCUCACAGAGCAAGGAUAUAAUUUCCAAAAGGUAGCAGCCCUGCGCAAUGCUUUUAAGUCAAGGCCAACGAAGGAGCUUCAGAUCCAUGCAUCUAUGCAUUGCCUAACUGCCAUCGAUUACCCUUGA